AUGCUAGGGUUGGGCCAAUCCGCUCAAGCAUAUUCCAGUGAUGAUACUCUCAAUAUGAACCAGACAAAGGAUAAAAUGCACGAGGUUCCAGUAUACGGCAGGGCGAGCGAUAUCAAAUACCCUCAUCGUGGUGAGCACGUUUCACCUCACGAACAGCACUCCGGGCUAUUGCCAAGUGAGUGUCCAGGGCCUACUUUAAACACUGGUGCAGGUAGAAUUGGCAUCCCAGGUUGUGGCAAAGUCAUAAAUAAAGUGGUCAGUGACCAUGGUAAUAACGCUAGAUCUUCGUUAGCCAAUUUUGAUUCGAGCAAAAUGACUGAGGCAAGAAUGAACAGCAAGAACGUGCCUAUUGGUUGUCAAGAUACAUCUAUUCCGCAUUUCAACGGACCUAUUGAUCAACAUAUUCCAGGUGCAGGUUCACCUCAAAGUAAACCUCAUCACAUCGAGGCAUGGAACAGUGUGUCUUCUCGCCGUUCCGAUAAUAACGACCAAGAAAUGAUGGAUCCCCAGGCCGCUCCUUUGGACAGAUACAAUGAGCACAUGGUGAGAGACGAAACGAGCGGUGCCUCUGCUUCCUCCUACACUGCUCAUGUGCGCGGAUAUCCGGCCAAUGUUCCUCCUGUCAACCAGAAAACUGGGGGUGGAAAAAACUGCGAGUAUGGAAUGAAUGAUCGGUACAAUGUCCCAAGAAACCAAAUCAGAAAUGAGACUAAUCCUUCGAUCAACCUUCCAAACCCCGCUGAUCCUAAUAUUCCUAACCCCAAGAAUAAGGUCUUGAAUAGUUAG
Molecule: messenger RNA, 786 nt
Organism: Saccharomyces paradoxus
Lineage: Eukaryota; Fungi; Ascomycota; Saccharomycetes; Saccharomycetales; Saccharomycetaceae
Exons: 1
Coding region: 1-786 (261 amino acids)
Source: RefSeq, a predicted model, not a curated record